Molecule: messenger RNA, 1699 nt
Organism: Rubroshorea leprosula
Lineage: Eukaryota; Viridiplantae; Streptophyta; Magnoliopsida; Malvales; Dipterocarpaceae
Source: the annotation of a GenBank genome assembly
CAGAAAAAUCACAAAAAUUUUCUUAACUUAUCCCUAAAUCUACUCAAGUUUUGAAGAAAUUUAUGAAGAUUGAAAAUCAUCAACAAGAGGUGUAGAAGAAGAGUUCGAAAUUGAUUCAAAGAAGGGAGUUCUAAGCAUAGAAGGUAUGAAUCUAGACUAGAAAAUGGGUAGAUGUGGGAAAAACUAAGAAAUCCCAUUCCAUAUAGGGUUGAGUUGUUAUCUUAGGGAUUGGGAUUUGAGUAUUAGAAGCACAUUAGGAUUGGGUUUUCCUUUUGUUUGUAAAAAGGGGGGGCCUUCGGCUUUGAAAAGGGGGAGGAGGAAAUUGGAGGAAGGGAGAUCCGGGAGUUGAGAGAAAGAGAAAGAGGAAACACACAAACUUGUGUUUGGACUUCAAGAGAAUAAAGUCUUGAUUUUUCCUCUUCUUCAGGUGUGCAUUGUUCAUAAUUUUCCUUUUUUUCUCUUUCUACGUUUUCUUCUGUUAUGUUUUGUUCUUUCUUCCUCUCUUUUGUGAAUUGCUUGAUUGCCCUUUUUAUUGUUUCUUUCUUGGUUUAUCUGCAAUUGAUCUUCAACCUUGCCACCAACAUGAUUUCACUUAUUGCGCCACCAUGGAAAGUCCUUAUUUUGAUGAUUGCCAGAAGCUCUUCAUCACUCCACCACAAGCUUCCUCUUAUGUCAAUCCACUUUAUGAUGAGAAGGCAACAGCUGACAGUGAGUCUUUCAAAUCAUUUGCUGAAAGGAUAUCUGAUUUUGCUGAGGAAUCUAACAGGCUUCAUGAGGAACGCAUGAGGAGGUUGGAGGAAAAGUUGAAAGGAUACAAAUCAAAUUUUCCAGAACUUAAAACCCCUCAACCCAAAAGUGAGGUUUUAAUGGAGGAUUCAAAAAAGUGCCAUGCAGCCGCAUCUCCAGGAACUUUGAAGCAGUUUUGCAAAUCACAAAACGUGACAGAGAUGCCAAUUGUAAAUGAAGGUCAGACGACACUAAGGUCAGAGAGUAAUCCCAUGAUCACAGUCGGGGGGCAUGAAUCACAAUUGCAGCGUGCUAUCCAAAGUCAACAACGCCAUGCAGCUUCGGAGGCGACUUCAACAAGUAUGCCUCCAAGUCAUUCUAAGUCUGGAAAGACUAAUACUAGCAAUAGUCCUCUUACUCCUGGGAGGCAUAAACCAACUCAGGUGCAGACAUGUCAGCCAUCGAUCAAUGAAGGUCCAUCUGAUGGCCGGCAAAAAGUUGAUGCUACUACACAAAAGCCAACACUUUGGCCAGCAUCAGGACAUAAAUCUGAUAAGGUAUCUACCUUAUCUACUUUUACUUCUUUUGAGACUAAUGAGCAUAUUUCUUCAGCCUUGCUUAAGAAGUUUGUUAGUCUGAAGAGGGGAGUUAUUUCCAGUCUCGGGGGACAACCUAGUCAGAUUGAACAACAAAGGUUGCAAGACCUUAUUGCCAAUGAAGUUCACAAAGCUAUAGAAAAAGAGGUAGCAAGGUUUGUGCCAUUGCAACCUGAUGCCAAUUCAAGCAUCCAAUCAAUCCCGCCACAGCAAAAGCAUGUGUGCAAGCUUAGUCCACCUCAGCAGUUUGCAGACUCAUUGCCCAAGGCCACUUAGGUGGCAUGCAGGCCACCAUGUUGUCUAACAUGCCGUAGGCCAUAUUCAAAAAAUAAUGAUUCUUUCCAAAGUGGCUUUCACAAAAAAUUCUCAGAUUUUCC